Messenger RNA from Naegleria gruberi, 1590 nucleotides. RefSeq lists its product as uncharacterized. Gene Ontology annotation, molecular function: protein binding. NCBI's taxonomy places the organism in Eukaryota, Heterolobosea, Eutetramitea, Acrasida, Naegleriidae. The record is from RefSeq and is a predicted model, not a curated record. Bases 1 to 1590 code for a protein of 529 amino acids. The transcript has a single exon.
AUGAGAGCGUCACAAUUACCAAGAAUUGUCUCCAAAGUUGUGAUGAGAGGUGCUCUACCACAAUAUAAAUUCAUGAAUUUUUCCAAAAGCACUCAAAGUUGCUUUGUUUCAUCUACUAAUAACAAAUAUCACACUAUUAUGAGAGGAAUGAACAAUAGCACCACACCAAUUAGUGAGGAAGUUGAAGCAAUAACAAAUAGUACUACAGAAACUUCUUUACCAACAACACCAGCUCCUACUAUCGGAGAUGUUUUUGUUGAUGAUUUUCUUCUAGAGGAAGUUUCUAAAGAAUCAUCUAUUAAUGAAUUAAAAACAGCUAUAUUUGAUUCUGCCAUUAAACACACCAAUACAUUUACUCCAAACGUUAAAGUAUUAAACGAGAUUUUAGAAUAUGUCAAGAAGAAUGGACAAGAAGAUGCUUCACCUGAAUUACAAUCGGAAGUAUUUAAACAAUUAUCAGAUUUAUGUAUCUUUAAUCGUAGAGUUUCAGAAGAACAUUUAUUUGACAAUAUUAAAUCAAUCAAACAAUUGCCAAGAUCAUCAGUUUAUGGAGUUUUGAUGAAGUUUUAUGAAGAAAGAGGAUGUAUCAAGGAAGCAUUAGAGAUUUUUGAAAAUGUUAAGGAUAAUAAUAACGAAAAUAUUAUCCAUACAGGAAUUACACUUUAUGCAAGAAUGAAGGAUAUUGAAAAAGUUGAAGCUCUCUUUUCUAGAUUACAAAAUCCAAAUGGUAGACACUGGUCUUCCCUUGUUUAUGCCUAUGUCAAUGUAGGUAUGAUGGAAAAAGCUCACGAAAUUACUGUCAAAUUGCAAGGUUCAAAGCACUUGACAGCCGAUAUCUUUGCUCCAAUUCUUAAUCAUCACGUUAAAAACAAUAAUAUUGAUUUGGCACUUCGUUUCUUCCAUGAAAUGCCUGAUAUGGGUAUUAAGAGAAUGACCUCAACAUAUACAAUUUUAAUUUCUGCUGCCUGUAAUCAAGAUAGAAAUGAUUUAAUUUCAUUUUUAUUCAGUCAUAUGAGAAAGGAUAAGGUUAAACCUUCAGUUUCCAUUUAUUCAUUCUUAUUCUAUUAUUACUUUAACAAGAACCAAUUAGAUAAGGUCUAUCACUACUAUGUUGAAUUGUUAAAGGAUGGAUAUGAAAUUCCAAUCAAUUCUUAUAGAAUUUUAUUGAUUGCUCUUGCAGAUUCAAAAAAGCUUAAUGAACUGAAAGAAUUGGAAAGAAUAAUAAUAGACAAAACAGGAGGUUCAAAUUCUGCCUAUCAAAUCAUUUAUGCAUACACAAUAACUGGUAAUCUCAAUGAAGCUGAGAGAGUAUUUUUCCGAUUCCGUGACAAGAUUCAAGAUGAAUCCCUUAGAGAACGUCUUUAUAAUACCAUGUUGGCAACAUAUUUACGAUUUAAUCAAGAUUGGAAAGCAUUUUCAUUACUUGAAUCAUUCCCAUUCAGUCCAACAUCAAGGACUGUAGAAGUUUUAUAUCGUGAAGGAGCAAAGGAUAUUCCAUCAGAUGUAUUUGCAGCUCAAUAUAAAUUCACUGCUAAAAAGUCUUCAAGUACAAACUACACCCAUCGUCAUCAACACAACAAUAUGGAAUAA